Hemicordylus capensis (graceful crag lizard) is the source of this 6977-nucleotide messenger RNA. It is a transcript of the gene ADGRL3, whose product is annotated as adhesion G protein-coupled receptor L3. The coding region runs from base 949 to 5505 and encodes 1518 amino acids. Gene Ontology annotation, biological process: brain development; synapse assembly; adenylate cyclase-activating G protein-coupled receptor signaling pathway. Gene Ontology annotation, cellular component: cell-cell junction; glutamatergic synapse; membrane. The transcript is spliced from 27 exons. Gene Ontology annotation, molecular function: G protein-coupled receptor activity; carbohydrate binding. The record is from RefSeq and is a predicted model, not a curated record. NCBI's taxonomy places the organism in Eukaryota, Metazoa, Chordata, Lepidosauria, Squamata, Cordylidae.
CUCCUCCUCCUCCUGGUGGCUCAGUGGGGCUUCGGUCUGGGGGCUCGGAAUGAGCGGUGUUCGGCGUGGACGAGGGUCUUUGCUCUUUCGCUGCUGCUGGGUUCAUAGCCUGGGCGCUUGGCCUGUUUCCACCAUACCUACCAGCGGCUGCUGCUCAGUUGCCCUUCGCUGCUGACGGGACGUGAGCGAGCGAGCGAGCGGAGGCCCCGCUGCAGGCGACUCCGGAGACCCUCGCUCGUCUGUGGCCCAGCCGCCUCUCGUUCUGGGGAGCUGAAGGGGGAGGCGAAGCCAGUCCAGGCCCCUGCCUGGGGAGGCGGGGAGGAGGAGGACGAAAAGCGCCGAAGCAACUGGGCGCUCGGGCAGAAGAAGAAGAAGAAGAAGAGCAGGGAGCGGCGGCGGCGGCGCUAGCAGCCUGUAGCUUGGCCGAGGUGAUGGCGGCGGCCGGAGGCUUCCUGUGCCCGUGCCCGGGCAGGCGGCGGUGGUGGCGACGGCGCUGCGGUGGCUGCUCUGAGCACUGAGUGGAGCGCAGCCGCAGCGGCGGGGGGCGCGCGCCAGGGCGCAAGACUGGCCGUGGCGGCUAGCGAGGCGGCGGAGGGGACGACGGCGCUCAGCACGGCCCGCCGGGCAGUCCCUCUCCGGAGUCAGCUUUGGGCAGGCGCGGCGGCGGCGGCGGCGUGGGACUCGGCACCUCCAGACCCUGCGAAAGAUAUGCUGAAUUUGUUGGUCUGCAGAAAAGAUAUAUGGAUUUUUAGCAGCUGAAGAACAAAUUCAGGUGUUGCAUUUUGGAUAUUGGGUGAAAAUACUUUGGUUUGGAGACAAGGCCACUCCGUCCCCACAUUUGGAUUAAAGUGAAUAUCUCCUAGAGGAUUACAAGUAGAGAGAAAUCUUACUUUGCCUUUUUUUGGAAACUUCCAUUGUUAAACUACCACUACAUUUUGGUCCACAGUCAUGUGGCCACCACAGCUACUGUUCCUCACAAUGCUCUUGGCACCAACAAUCCACGGUUUCAGUCGUGCCCCUGUUCCUAUGGCAGUGGUCCGGAGGGAACUGUCCUGUGAAAGCUACCCAAUAGAACUACGUUGCCCAGGAACAGAUGUUAUCAUGAUUGAAAGUGCCAACUACGGUAGGACGGAUGAUAAAAUCUGUGACUCUGAUCCUGCUCAGAUGGAGAAUAUCCGUUGUUAUCUGCCAGAUGCCUAUAAGAUUAUGACGCAAAGGUGCAGCAAUCGGACGCAGUGUGCAGUGGUAGCAGGCCCAGAUGUGUUUCCUGAUCCUUGUCCGGGAACAUACAAGUAUCUGGAAGUACAAUACGAAUGUGUCCCUUACAAAGUGGAACAAAAAGUUUUUCUUUGCCCUGGACUGCUAAAAGGAGUAUAUCAAAGUGAACAUUUGUUUGAAUCUGACCACCAGUCAGGAGCCUGGUGUAAGGAUCCAUUGCAGGCUUCUGACAAGAUUUACUAUAUGCCAUGGACCCCCUACAGAACUGACACCUUAACGGAGUACUCUUCCAAGGAUGAUUUCAUUGCUGGGAGACCAACUACAACUUACAAGCUGCCCCACAGAGUAGAUGGCACAGGAUUUGUGGUUUAUGAUGGGGCUUUGUUUUUCAACAAAGAACGGACAAGGAACAUUGUCAAAUUUGAUCUACGGACAAGAAUAAAAAGCGGUGAAGCUAUCAUUGCUAAUGCUAACUACCACGACACAUCCCCUUACAGAUGGGGAGGCAAGUCUGAUAUAGACCUGGCCGUGGACGAGAAUGGUCUUUGGGUAAUCUAUGCAACUGAGCAGAAUAAUGGCAGAAUAGUAAUUAGUCAGCUGAACCCUUAUACCUUGAGGAUUGAAGGGACGUGGGAUACAUCUUAUGACAAGAGGUCAGCUUCCAAUGCAUUCAUGGUCUGUGGAAUUUUAUAUGUGGUAAAAUCUGUGUAUGAAGAUGAUGAUAAUGAGGCAACGGGAAACAAAAUAGACUAUAUUUACAACACUGAACAAAGCAAGGAAAGUGUGGUGGAUGUCCCUUUUCCAAACUCAUACCAGUAUAUUGCUGCUGUGGAUUAUAACCCAAGGGACAACCUUCUUUAUGUAUGGAACAACUACCAUGUGGUUAAAUACUCUUUGGAUUUUGGACCAAUGGACAGCAGAACAGGGCAGGCACACCAUGGUCAAGUUUCCUACCUUGUUCCUCCAAUUCAUCUGGACUCUGAUCUGGAGAGGCAAUUGUUUAAAGCAUCAACAUCUGGAGCGACAGGUCUGGGUGGGACAACCACAAGCACCACGCCCCGAGUCACUGCCAGCAGCACUGCACGCACUACCACUGUAUCGGCUUUGGGCAGAAGGAACAGGAGCACAAGUACACCUUCUCCAAAUGUGGAUGUCCCUAACGAAAUGACCACGCACCUGCCACCUGCAUCAUCACAGCUGCCUGCGAUAGGAGCAGAGAGCUGUGAGACUGUAGAAGCCCGUGAGAUCAUGUGGUUUAAGACCCGGCAAGGACAAGUGGCUAAGCAACCAUGCCCGAGGGGCACCGUAGGUGUUUCAACUUUUCUGUGUCUUGCUCCUGGUGGAAUCUGGGAUCCUCAAGGACCAGACCUCAGCAACUGCUCUUCUCUCUGGGUCAAUCAUAUCACACAGAAGUUGAAAUCAGGAGAAACAGCUGCCAAUGUUGCUAGAGAACUUGCUGGGCAAACGAAAAACCACCUAAAUGCUGGGGACAUCACCUACUCAGUUCGUGCCAUGGAUCAGUUGGUGGGUUUACUGGAUGUGCAGCUCCGAAACCUGACACCUGGUGGAAAAGACAGUGCUGCCCGUAGCUUAAACAAGCUUCAGAAACGAGAACAUUAUUGCAGAGCCUAUGUCCAGGCCAUGGUCGAAACAGUCAAUAACCUGCUGCAGCCACAAGCUUUGAAUGCAUGGAAGGACCUACCUGCAAGUGAUCAGCUGCGUGCAGCAACCAUGUUACUGGACACAGUGGAAGAAAGUGCCUUUGUGUUGGCUGACAACCUUCUCAAGACUGAUAUUGUGAGCGAAAGCACUGACAACAUUCAGCUGGAAGUUGCAAGACUAAGCACAGACGGAAACUUAGAAGACCUGAAAUUUCCACAGAACACAGGCUAUGGGAGUGCCAUUCACCUCUCAGCAAACACAUUGAAACAAAAUGGGCGAAACGGUGAAAUCAGAGUGGCUUUUGUCCUAUACAGCAACCUGGGCCCUUACCUGUCCACGGAGAAUGCCAGCAUGAAGCUUGGGAUGGAAGCCAUGUCUACCAAUCACUCUGUCAUUGUGAACUCCCCCAUUAUCACAGCAGCAAUAAAUAAAGAAUUCAGCAAUAAGGUUUAUCUGGCUGAUCCUGUUGUGUUCACUGUCAGGCACAUCAAGCAGUCAGAGGAAAAUUUCAACCCUAAUUGUUCAUUCUGGAGCUAUUCUAAACGCACAAUGACAGGGUAUUGGUCCACGCAAGGAUGUCGGCUCUUGACAACAAACAAGACACACACCACGUGUUCCUGUAAUCACCUAACCAACUUUGCUGUCCUGAUGGCUCAUGUGGAAGUGAAGCAUGGUGAUGCAGUCCAUGACCUGCUCCUGGAUGUUAUUACGUGGGUUGGCAUUCUCCUGUCUCUAGUCUGCCUCCUGAUCUGCAUCUUUACUUUCUGCUUCUUCCGUGGGCUCCAGAGUGACAGAAAUACUAUCCAUAAAAACUUGUGCAUCAGCCUGUUUGUGGCAGAGCUUCUCUUCCUCAUCGGGAUCAAUAGGACGGACCAGCCGAUAGCCUGUGCUGUGUUUGCUGCCCUUUUGCACUUCUUCUUCCUCUCUGCUUUCACCUGGAUGUUUUUGGAGGGAGUACAGCUCUACAUCAUGCUGGUGGAGGUCUUUGAGAGUGAACAUUCACGUCGAAAAUACUUCUACUUGGUUGGCUAUGGCAUGCCUGCUCUGAUUGUGGCUGUUUCAGCAGUGGUAGACUACAAAAGCUAUGGCACAGACAAAGUAUGUUGGCUUCGACUUGAAACAAACUUCAUCUGGAGCUUUAUAGGACCUGCAACCUUGAUAAUUAUGCUUAAUGUAAUCUUCCUUGGGAUUGCUCUUUAUAAAAUGUUUCAUCAUACUGCCAUAUUGAAACCUGAAUCUGGGUGUCUCGACAAUAUAAACUUUGAGGAUAACAGACCCUUCAUCAAGUCAUGGGUUAUAGGUGCAAUAGCUCUGCUCUGCCUAUUAGGAUUGACCUGGGCCUUUGGACUUAUGUAUAUUAAUGAAAGCACAGUCAUCAUGGCAUACCUGUUCACCAUUUUCAAUUCUCUGCAGGGAAUGUUUAUAUUCAUUUUCCAUUGUGUUCUCCAGAAAAAGGUACGUAAAGAAUAUGGGAAGUGUCUGCGUACGCAUUGCUGUAGUGGGAAAAGUACAGAGAGCUCCAUUGGCUCAGGAAAAACAUCCGGGUCACGAACUCCUGGACGAUACUCCACAGGCUCACAGAGUCGCAUUCGCAGGAUGUGGAAUGACACUGUUCGAAAGCAGUCAGAGUCCUCCUUCAUCACUGGCGAUAUAAACAGUUCAGCGUCACUUAACAGAGGAGCCAUGGCUAAUCAUCUUAUAACCAAUGCUCUUCUUCGUCCUCAUGGCACUAACAACCCUUAUAACACAUUGCUCGGGGAAUCGGCGGUCUAUAACAACCCUUCUGUCAGCAUGUACAACACACCAGAGCCCUACAGAGAGACAAAGGGGCUUCUGAACAAUGCCAGGGAUACAAGUGUCAUGGAUACUCUACCACUGAAUGGUAACCACGGCAAUAGCUACAGCAUUGCCAGCAGCGAGUACCUGAGCAACUGUGUGCAAAUCAUUGACCAUAGCUAUGACCACAGUGAGACUGCCUUAGAGAAAAAGAUUCUGAAAGAACUUACUUCCAGCUACAUACCUUCCUACUUGAACAACCACGAGUGCUCCAGUGAACAGAACCGGAAUCUGAUGAACAAACUCGUCAACAAUCUAGGCAGUGGGAGUGAGGAUGAUGCCAUUGUUCUCGACGAUGCCAACUCCUUCAACCAAGAAGAGAGUCUGGGCUUGGAACUAAUCCAUGAAGAAUCAGAUGCCCCUUUGCUGCCCCCAAGAGUUUACUCUGCAGAGAACCACCAGCCUCACCAUUACAGCAGGAGACGGAUUCCACAAGACAACAGUGAGAGUUUUUUCCCCUUGCUAACCAAUGAGCACACAGAAGAUCUCCAGUCACCUAACAGGGAUUCUCUUUAUACUAGUAUGCCCACUCUGACCGGCAUGCCAAACACAGAAAGCGUCACCAUCAGCACUCAGACCGACCCUCCUCCAGCCAAAAGUGGUGAUGCUGAUGAUGUAUACUAUAAGAGUAUGCCAAACCUGGGCUCCAGAAACCAUGUCCAGCAGCUACACACUUACUACCAGCUGGGGCGAGGCAGCAGUGAUGGAUUUAUAGUCCCACCAAACAAGGAUGGGAUCCCAUCAGAAGACACCUCCAAAGGACCAGCUCACUUGGUCACUAGUCUAUAGAAGGCUAAACAAACGUUUUUACAAAACAAAUGCCCUUGUCCAACACCUGGAUUACUGUUUGGAAUUAAAUGAAAGCGGUGGUAAUAUUAUGUGUCCUCCCACUUCAUGCUGUUCUAAACAACAAACAAUUCUCAUACCUUUUUAUUGGGAUUUCUAGGCCCACCCAGGAAGAAUGCUAACUGCGGUGAUCCCCACCUCUCCUGGUACCCCCCCCAACUGCCCCCCAACUCAGAGAGACUUUGGUAUGCUAAUGAAAGGGAUGCAACAGGAAAUGGGCCACUGCGUGGCCUUCUCAAAUUAUACUGUAUUUGUUUCAGCAUCUUUGGAUGCUCUCUUCCUCUUAAAACAAGGACCUGAUUUACAAAAGGCCAAAUGUGCAUUUGAAACAACUAGCAAUGAUGCAUCUAGGUUGGAGUGCUGCACAAAACAGAAGCAAAAAUAGCAAAACUGAUAUUCUCAAUCUGUAUCACAUAGUAGUUUUUUGGUCUCUCACCACUUGAUUUAACCACAGCUCACUUAGCUGUGGAGCAAACAAAAACCUAAUGACAUAGAAGGGAAGUCUGUAAUUGUAUGCUACAUGGCAUAUUUUUAUGUUUUGCUGUAUUAACUGAUGAUAAUUCUAAUGGCAGAAAAAAAUGGAACAAUUCCUAUGUAAUGUACAGAUACUAGCAUUGCACAUAUAGUCCGCUUUUUGUUCCGCCAGAACUUGCGUCCCUGUUAAUGUAGUGGAAAAACAAACAAACUUUUUUCUGUUGUGCUGGUCUUGCAAGUUUGUCUUACCAGUAGGAGCAAGAUUUUUCAUAUGUCCUUUUUUGCCAUUUUUCCAUAAAUUUUUUCACUGGGCAAAAUAAAGGAAUUCACUUUAAAACUCUUUUUUCUAUCAAUUCAGUCACACCAUACUUCAAUAGUCUGAUAUAUAUUUUUCCAACACUGUAUUUCUUUAUUCAAUCUAUAAAUUUGCCAAUAAACGUUUUACAAAUUAGAGAGCUGGACAAAUGUUUAUGUUUACAGUGCACAACUGAUGAGACGCUGCAGUGUUUGUGGGAAGCAGCUCUUCUUCACCAUGGCAUUAGGUACCUUCUAGAAGUCUGGAUAGCUUUAGAGUAAUUACAAGCCUUCUGCAUGUCCCUGCGGGAGUCCAAGCUAGAAAUUUUUACUGCAGUGGUUUAAAAAAUUGAACUGACUCAUAGCAAAUAUUAAAAAAAGAAAGAAACUAUUUUGAAAUGGUAAAAAAAAAAAUCCUUCCAUUAUUUUCCUAACAGGAAAUGUAUUUAUUUGACAAGAUUGAAAGUAACGUAGGCCUUCCCAGGAGGCAAAUUAGCAGCACAGAUUCUACUUUCUUUUUUUUAUUAUUUUUAAUUUAUGAUGCAUUUUGUAUGGUCGCCAAGUUGAAUGACCUCAUUACUAAUAUUUGUUGUAAAAGUGAAAUUUGUUUGCCAACCAAUAAACAACUGAUUAAGAUUUGGAAGGCA